AUGUUGACGUUACUACGGUUAGCACGAUGUUCGUUCAGAAGUGGGUUCGUAACGUCAUUAUCACGGUCCGUUAGUGGUCAGCCGAAGAAAUGCGUGAAUAUCACAUUCGCUUGGAAGAACGGUUGUAAUAAGACCGUAAACGCGAAAAUAGGCGACAACUUAUUGGACGUUGUGCUAGAUAAUGAUGUUGAUAUUGACGGGUUUGGCGCUUGUGAAGGUACACUAGCAUGCUCAACCUGUCACCUCAUCUUUGCCAAGAAAGAUUUCGAUAAUUUGCGUGAUCCCUUGACGGAAGAAGAACAGGAUAUGCUAGAUUUAGCCUAUGGCUUGACUGACACAUCACGAUUAGGUUGUCAGGUCAAAAGUCAAUAUACGAUGCACGUGCGUAGGAUAUUAUUGAUAUUCGUUCUUCAACGUCAAAUUCUAUCGGACUGCUCUUUAGAAUUUAGUCUUCGAAGCACUUUUAGGAAUACAGAUAUAAAGUUACACAAGUCUCCCAAAUCAAUCCUUACAAAAUCUCUUAAAUCAGAAAAUCCAGAAGAUUUUAAACAAAAACGAAAAAAUAAAAAUCUUUCCAAAUUAAAAAAAUAUAAAAAGCGUCAAUUGAAAAAGAAACAUUCAAGUAAACAAAUAGCAAAUGAACGAAAAACGAAAACAUCCAAUGAAACACAAGAAGAGGCUUUAAAUUAUCUAAGAAUAUGGCAUGAAGAUUAUGAAAACUGGAAAUUUAAAAAACUUUUACAAUCUUGGUUAAUCAAAAAUGCACUAGAUAGAAAAAUGGUGAGUUGACUUAUACUUAGUUUAUGUGUAGUAGUAGUAGUAGGCGAUAAUGGCAAACAAAAAUACCCCAUUUUCUUAUCUGGUAUAUCCGCGUUUCAGUUAUCUGUGAAAUACGUCUCAGACUGUGACUUUCAUUUAGUAGAUUUUAGGUCAAAGAUGUAGCUCCAAUUUUUCCACGUGAGACCUCCCAUGGCCAGCGUUGUAUUUUAAAUGUUGCUGCUCGUCAUUAAUUCAUAAAAUAUUGUAAAUGUAUGCGGCUUAUUAAUAUUGUGCGCUGAUUACCUUACUGUUAUUGUGUUCAUCUCUCUAUCAGUAUGGUAAUUGUGAUAAGUAGUAGGUUAUCUUCAAGUUCUUCAAUCUAAAUUUAGUGCUAAAUUAUAGUAUGCAUAAAAUCAGCGUAAAUACUGAGCAAAUCAAGUGUUAGUCAUUUCUAGGAACUUCAAAGUAAAAUUGUGUCUAAAUAAUAGAUUCUGGAAAAUAUGACACAUUAAUCAUGUUAAAUUCAUUUUUUGGCAUUAACCGAUUGUUAAAUCAUUUUAUUUGAGUUUUAUAAAUACUUUCAAUUUUGUUGAUAAAUUUUUUAUUCACUCUUGUUUCCUAUCAAAUAAUUGAACUUAAACAGGUUCCUAGUUCAGAGUUUCGAAUAUUUAAACAAUAUAUUAAAGGACUAGUUGGAUGUGCUCGACAGAAUUUAUUAAAUCAAUGCUCAAAGAUAAUCGAGGAACAAACUGAUGGAUUAGAGACAUGUACGGAAGUUGUAAGUAAAGGAGAUAUGUCACCGGACAAUAUUAUUGGUCAGCAGAAGUCAGAAUAUUCAACUGCUAGAAAACGUGCAAAGAAAAUAUGUGCAGUUUUAUCAAAGACUUCUGGUGUUCAGUAAAUUUUUCAUAAUAUUAAGAUUUUUAGUGUUAUUAAAUCCUUUGUAUGCAUCAAUCACUAUCAUAGACUUCGAAAUUAUUCAUAACAGG
Molecule: messenger RNA, 1748 nt
Organism: Schistosoma margrebowiei
Lineage: Eukaryota; Metazoa; Platyhelminthes; Trematoda; Strigeidida; Schistosomatidae
Source: the annotation of a GenBank genome assembly